AUGAUUCAUGGCCAUCCAAAGGAGGACGAGCAACCAGAGAAUUUUUACAGGAUCCAGCUCAAACAGGCCCAUAAGUUGCGAAAGAUUGGCGAGAUCAAUGCUAUAGGCUACAGACCUAGACCAACACAGGUUUCUUUUGAAGAGGAAGAUAUUAGAAGGGUACAACAACCACAUGAAGACCCAUUAGUGAUCAGCUUGCUAAUAGCCAACUGCUUGGUCAGACGAGUACUAAUCGACCCAGGCAAUAGUGCAAACAUUAUAACAAGGUGGACUUUCAACCAAUUGAAACUAGCCACAGAUCAAAUUUGUCCAACCAGGAACCCUCUGGUAGGGUUUAACAGCAGAAGAGUAGAGCCCAUAGGUGUAAUCACACUAUCAGUCACUGCAGCCAAAAGAUCCUUGAAGGAGAAUUUUGUGGUGGUGAAUAUUCAUCCAACAUAUAAUUUGUUAAUGGGCCGAGGAUGGAUCCACCGCAUGGAAUGA
Messenger RNA from Cornus florida, 483 nucleotides. RefSeq lists its product as uncharacterized. The transcript has a single exon. Bases 1 to 483 code for a protein of 160 amino acids. The record is from RefSeq and is a predicted model, not a curated record. Lineage: Eukaryota; Viridiplantae; Streptophyta; Magnoliopsida; Cornales; Cornaceae.